Messenger RNA from Penicillium verrucosum, 582 nucleotides. RefSeq lists its product as uncharacterized. Lineage: Eukaryota; Fungi; Ascomycota; Eurotiomycetes; Eurotiales; Aspergillaceae. Bases 1 to 582 code for a protein of 193 amino acids. The record is from RefSeq and is a predicted model, not a curated record. The transcript is spliced from 2 exons.
AUGCAAGGCCACAGAGUCACACAAGAUGAUGACAUUCUGGUCCGCGACCCGGCAAUUCUACACGAUCUCAAAAAUUUGGGCGACUUCAAGUUGGUGGAGGGAAAGUUACAUUAUAAAUCGGCUCUAAUCGAUUUUCUGACCACCGUUGUCGAGACCCUCUCCUAUGAGGAGGUUAAGCAAGCCGAGGCCGUCGAAUCCAUCCAGGGCCUCCGUUUCCUGAAGCCUGACUUUGCGCUAGCAGCAAAAGAAGACGAAUACGGGAUCUGCAAGCGACACUCUGAUCUCCAGGAUGCAAUCUUCUGGGCUCGGAAGCUUGAAGAAGCCGGCCAGCAAAUUUCUGACGCCUGCGCCAAACUCCUGCCGGUCAGCUACUAUCAAGUGGUCAUGAUAGGGAUGUGGAUGGACCCUGAAGAUUUUCAAAAGCUGGUGCACGUAGGCCUCAGGAAGCUCCUCCUCCCAUGGGAAGAGAACUCGGCAGAGCAACGUGAAUAUUAUUUGUGGUCUGCAGAAUCGACCGAUCCUUUUACGGUGGAGCUGGAGGAUGAGGAGGAUUAUGAUGACGAUAAUGACAAAUCUGCUUAA